Messenger RNA from Paraphaeosphaeria sporulosa, 929 nucleotides. RefSeq names its product acyl-CoA N-acyltransferase. The transcript is spliced from 2 exons. The record is from RefSeq and is a predicted model, not a curated record. Bases 33 to 656 code for a protein of 207 amino acids. Gene Ontology annotation, biological process: N-terminal peptidyl-methionine acetylation. Gene Ontology annotation, molecular function: protein-N-terminal amino-acid acetyltransferase activity. Gene Ontology annotation, cellular component: NatC complex. NCBI's taxonomy places the organism in Eukaryota, Fungi, Ascomycota, Dothideomycetes, Pleosporales, Didymosphaeriaceae.
GAUCACCCCACCACGACGCUGCUGCAACACCCAUGGGCGACGACACGGCUGCGACGGCGCACGAUGGCGACGCGCUGCAGUAUGUCCAGUACCAUGGCGCCAAAGAGGAGACGUACCUGCCUGCGAUCCGGCAGCUGAUCUCCAAGGACCUCUCGGAACCCUACAGCAUCUAUGUCUACCGGUACUUCCUCUACCAGUGGGGGGAUCUGUGCUACAUGGCCCUGGAUAGCGCAAACGAGCUCAUCGGCGUCGUCGUCUGCAAGCUCGAGCCCCACCGCAGUGGCCCCUUCCGCGGCUACAUCGCCAUGCUCGCCGUCCGCGAAUCGCACCGAGGCCAAGGAAUCGCUACCAAGCUCGUGUGCAUGGCCAUCGAUGCCAUGGCCGAUCGCGAUGCGGAUGAGAUCGUGUUGGAAACGGAGGUCACGAACCAGGCGUCGCUGAAGCUGUACGAAAGGUUGGGCUUUCUGAGGAGCAAGCGGCUGCACAGAUACUACCUCAAUGGCAAUGCGGCUUUCAGGUUGAUUCUGUAUAUGAAGGAGGGCACGGCGCUCAAGAGACCGCCGGGUAUGGAGGCGGGGCAGGCGGGGCAGAUGAUGGGCGAACCGCAGAAGAUGGAGGAGUACAAGGGUUUCCCCCAGGAUGCGGAUGUGGCGUGAAAUAAGAUGGGAUUGUGACUGGGCGACAUGAAUGAGCGUGGCAUUUGGCUCUGAGAGACACGUGAAGGAAAGAGACAUACACCCAGCAGAGCGGGCAGAUGUAGAAGGCGGACUACAACCGCACCUCAACGCCAGCACUUCAAUGAAGACUGAGCAGGAAUGCUCCCGGUCUUGGAUAUGAAGACUUUUACGCGGCCAUUGGAGAAUUAGAUCAGCGUUAGGGUUACCGGCGAUAAAAUAACAGCUAGUAAUGAUCGAGACGUAUAGUCGCCC